This is a messenger RNA of Cicer arietinum (chickpea), 1496 nucleotides long. RefSeq names its product glycerol-3-phosphate dehydrogenase [NAD(+)]-like. Gene Ontology annotation, cellular component: cytosol. Gene Ontology annotation, molecular function: glycerol-3-phosphate dehydrogenase [NAD(P)+] activity; protein homodimerization activity; NAD binding. Lineage: Eukaryota; Viridiplantae; Streptophyta; Magnoliopsida; Fabales; Fabaceae. Gene Ontology annotation, biological process: glycerol-3-phosphate catabolic process; carbohydrate metabolic process. The record is from RefSeq and is a predicted model, not a curated record.
CUCUCUACUAUUUCUCUUUAGUGCCACCCUUUUCCUACUAAUUCUUCCUCUCCUGUCCUUCCUGCCCCUGUAGCUUGGGCUUAAUUCAAAUCUUGAAGAAUAACAUCAUGAAUAAGGUCACCAUUGUUGGUAGUGGCAAUUGGGGCAGUGUUGCGGCAAAGCUUAUUGCCUCUAACACUCUCAAGCUCAGUUCCUUCCAUGAUGAAGUGAGAAUGUGGGUAUUUGAGGAAACUUUACCAACUGGAGAGAAGCUCACAGAAGUCAUCAACCAAACCAAUGAAAAUGUUAAAUAUCUCCCAGGAGUCAAGCUUGGUAAAAAUGUAGUGGCAGAUCCAGACCUCGAAAGCGCAGUUAAGGAUGCAAACAUGUUGGUAUUUGUAACUCCACAUCAAUUCAUGGAAGGAAUAUGCAAAAGGGUUGCAGGGAAAAUAAGGACAGAUGCAGAGGGAAUUUCUCUAGUCAAAGGGAUGGAGGUUAAGAAGGAAGGUCCAUGCAUGAUCUCUACUUUAAUCUCCAACCAACUGGGAAUCAACUGCUCUGUGUUGAUGGGAGCUAAUAUAGCAAAUGAGAUUGCAAUGGAGAAAUUUAGUGAGGCAACUGUGGGAUACAGUCAAAACAAAGAAGCUGCAGAGAAAUGGGUGCAGUUAUUCAACACUCCUUAUUUUAAUGUGACAUCUGUUCAGGAUGUUGAAGGGGUUGAAAUGUGUGGAACCCUAAAAAAUAUAGUGGCCGUAGCUGCAGGUUUUGUUGAUGGUUUGGAGAUGGGAAAUAACACAAAAGCUGCAAUCAUGAGAAUUGGUCUCAAAGAGAUGAUAGCAUUUUCAAGGCUGUUGUUUCCGUCUGUUAAGGACAGUACGUUUUUUGAGAGCUGUGGUGUAGCUGACCUUAUCACAACAUGCAUGGGUGGAAGAAAUAGGAAAGUUGCUGAGGCUUAUGCCAAAAAUGGAGGGAAGAGAUCUUUUGAAGAACUUGAAGCAGAAAUUCUUAGAGGUCAGAAAUUGCAGGGUGUAUUAACUGCAAAAGAGGUUUACGAGGUUCUAACCGCUCGUGGAUGGGUAGAGUUGUUUCCUCUCUUCAGAGCAGUCUAUGAAAUCAGCACAGGUGUCCAACCACCAUCAGCAAUAGUUGAAUUCAGCAAUAACAAACCCAGCUCCCACCAUAGACAAAGCAUGCUGUAAUUGUGCAUUAAUAAUCAUUGGUGGAAACCUUGAAGAUCGUGGCAACUCGGCUUCAUUUCCGUAGUUGAAGAUCGGAGAUAGCUGUUUUCUUUGAAGGGAAAGGAAAUCAAUCCUUGAUGUUCAAUCCAAAACACACAUUUACUAUCGGAUGCAGUAGACUUUAGAUACAGGAAAGAGUAAUUUGAAUACACUUCCCAUUUUUGAUAUAUUUUAAACAUUUUAUUUGUUUUGAUCCCCAAAGUAGAGCAAUUGCUUUGAGAUUGUGUAUGGUAGGACUUCCUUCCAUAAAAUAAAAUUCAUUUACAUUAUUGUCUUUUA